GAGCCUUUGGCUGGCUCUUCCCGAACCCCAACCGCAUCUGCAUUUAAAUGCCGGCCGGCGCGUUUGACCAGCGGGCGCCGCCGAAGCUUUCGCCAACCACGCACAUCGAUCGAUCACUUGCCCGCGGCGGCGGCAUCCCCAUCCCGGAUAUAAUCUCAAGGAGCAGCUCGAUCGGCGGCGGCAGGCGGUGAUCGAUGGGGAAGCUGGCGAGGCUGGUGGACGGCAUCAAGGAGAAGCUGGGCGGCGGGGCCGGGAACGGGAAGAAGAUGACGGCGGCGGCGUGCUACGACUACGACAAGGUGGACAAGACGGAGAGCAUGAGGGUGGAGAUCAGGAGCCGCCGGGCGCGGCAGCUCAUCGCCAAGAACCUCGCCGCCGCCGAUUCCAUCGCCGGGAGCGGCAGCCCCCGUGGCGGCGGUUGCGGCGGAGGCAAGAAGACGAAGAAGCGCUUCUUGGUCUUCUGAUCCGAUCCACGGGGUGGACGAUUCAUCUUCUCCCUUGCAUUGCCGCCGCUCCUCGUCGAUCUUGUCAUGAUCAUAAUGCCGCUCGUCAGUUGCUCAUCCUCAUCAAUCCUGUAGAAACCGUGCAUGCGUGUGCACCUUGAGCAUUUUAUUACUAUUAUUCUCUAGCUAGCUAGAUUUGUGAUCUUCUAAGAAAGAACUAAAAAAAAUUAGUAGUGGAUUCCUGAUUUGCGAGCAUUUAAACGUCUGAAUCCGAAUGGAUUGUGUACUGGAGAGAUAGGCGGUUUUGUUUUU
Sorghum bicolor (sorghum) is the source of this 755-nucleotide messenger RNA. RefSeq lists its product as uncharacterized. The record is from RefSeq and is a predicted model, not a curated record. Bases 195 to 464 code for a protein of 89 amino acids. Lineage: Eukaryota; Viridiplantae; Streptophyta; Magnoliopsida; Poales; Poaceae. The transcript is spliced from 2 exons.